This is a messenger RNA of Apodemus sylvaticus (European woodmouse), 4737 nucleotides long. It is a transcript of the gene Znf180, whose product is annotated as zinc finger protein 180. Gene Ontology annotation, biological process: positive regulation of reciprocal meiotic recombination; regulation of transcription by RNA polymerase II. The transcript is spliced from 5 exons. Gene Ontology annotation, molecular function: recombination hotspot binding; histone H3K4 methyltransferase activity; histone H3K36 methyltransferase activity. The coding region runs from base 95 to 2236 and encodes 713 amino acids. The record is from RefSeq and is a predicted model, not a curated record. Gene Ontology annotation, cellular component: nucleus. Lineage: Eukaryota; Metazoa; Chordata; Mammalia; Rodentia; Muridae.
CAGUGCAGCCAUUUGUGUGUGUGUGUGUUUUUGUGUGUGUGUGCGUGUGUGUGAGUGUGAGAGUGUGUGUGUGUGUGUGUGUGUGUGUGUGUGUAUGUGUGUGAAGGCGUCUUCUGUGGCCCGGCUUUGUGGCUGGGCUCAGUCUACACGGAGCGACCUGGCGGAUGCUGACUCCAGGUGGAGGCCAGACCCCCACCACUCGAGUCAUGUCGGAUGUGCUUCAGGAUCGGGGCAGGAAGCGCUGGGCACCACGCCACACCUGGAGAAGACCAUGGCGCAGCAAGACGAUGAGUCUCCGGAGUCCCUGCAAGCCUGUGUGGAGAACUUUGUUCUACCCCAAGAGAUGAUCAUCGAAGUGGACGGAGAAGAUGCUGGGUCACUGGACUUCAUGCCUCAGGAAAGCACAGACUUCAAGAUUGUGACUGUGGACCUUACAGAGGAGGGACAGAGUACGUGGAGCAAUGCCCAGAGAACCCCAGAGAGGACGGGGGAAGGCCACAGGGACCUGUGGGACUUGCCAGCUGUGCAUGAAACAGAAGAAACAACCUCAAAGCAGACAGUCUUCGAUGAAGGACCAUCCCAUGGGUUGAAGCUGGAGGGGUUGACAAGAGAUGAUCCUUGGCUGUCGUCAUGUGAAGAAGUCCGUGACUGUAAGGAGCAGUUGAAGAAACAACAGAACAAUCAAGAGGAGGUGGCCUUUACCCAGGGUAGAGCUGGUUCUCCUGAUACUCUCUACAGGGGUCAUGACCUUGACGGGAGUUGCUUGGGUACCAACCAGCCUUCAUUCCCCAUGAUACCCCUCAGAAACCAUUUUCAUAAGCAGGCGUCACAUGUUAAAAAGUUACAUGGUGAUGUUGUUGCAAACAGUCACCAAAAGAUCAGCGAUAGCGAGGAUCUCCUUGAAGAUAACAAAUCUGGGAAAGUUCCUCAGAGCGUUCAUCCCUCUCAGUUUAUAAAAACCCCACAAGGAGAUAAAGCCUAUGAAUUUAACGGUCAUGUUCAACCUUUCAGCCUAGGUGCGCCCCUAAAUCUAAACGAAAAAGUUCAUUCAGAAAGUAAAACCUUUGGCUUUAAAGGGCGUGGGCAAGUUUUAAACCAUAACAUAGUCCUCAAUGAGCAACAGAAGCUUCUUGUAAAAGAGGGCCAGUAUAAAUGUAGUAAAACCGCCCCAAGUCCGUCUCUUCCUCAGAACAUGAGAAACUACUCCGAGGAGAAACGCUUUGAAUGUAAGUACUGUGGCAAGUCCUUCAGCUGGAGCUCGCAUCUCAUUGCACACCAAAGAACCCAUACGGGGGAAAAGCCGUACAAAUGCAACCUGUGUGGGAAGUUCUUCACCCGGAGCUCACACGUCGUUUCGCAUCAGAGGAUUCAUACUGGAGAGAAACCAUACAGGUGCAAUCUGUGUGGGAAGUCCUUUACCCAGAGAUACGUUCUUGUGGUGCAUCAAAGAACUCACACUGGCGAGCGGCCUUAUGAGUGCACCCAGUGUGGGAAGUCGUUCCGCCAGAGUUACAAGCUCAUUGCACAUCAAAGAACCCACACGGGAGAGAAGCCAUACGAGUGCACCCAGUGCGGGAAGUCGUUCAUCCAGAGUUACAAGCUGAUCGCACAUCAGAAAAUUCAUUCUGGAGAAAAACCUUACGAAUGCAGUCACUGCGGCAAGUCCUUCAGUCAAAGCUAUAAGCUCGUUGCACAUCAGAGGACUCACACAGGAGAGAAACCCUUUGAGUGUAAUUACUGUGGGAAAUCAUUCAGCUGGAGCUCCCAGCUGGUGUCUCAUCAAAGAACCCAUACAGGAGAGAAACCUUACGAGUGUAACGAAUGUGGGAAAUCAUUCAAUCGCAGCUCACACCUUGUCAUGCAUCAGAGAACUCAUACUGGAGAGAAGCCGUACCAGUGCAAGCAGUGCGGGAAAUCCUUCAGUCAGAGCUAUGUGCUUGUCGUUCAUCAGAGGACACACACUGGGGAAAAGCCCUACGAGUGUGGCCAGUGUGGGAAGACAUUCAGGCAGAGCUCCUGCUUUACGCAGCAUCAGAGGACUCACACUGGAGAGAAGCCCUACGAGUGCAAUCAGUGUGGGAAGACAUUCAGCCUAAGUGCCCGGCUUAUCGUCCACCAGCGAACUCACACUGGGGAAAAGCCCUACAAGUGCGGCCAGUGUGGGAAGGCCUUUAUUAGCAGUUCUAAGCGCAGUAGGCACCAGGCUACUCACAGCGAGGAGUCCUGUAAGUCCUGACCAUUUGAGAGUCUGAGCCGGCGUUGACUCCUGUCAGUCCAAUCCUCUCAAGUUACAUGUGAAGGAAUGCACUUGACUGGAAAUGACAGUGUGAGAAGAAUGCACAUAGACCCUUUCCUUACCCUGUGUCGAUGAUAGGAAGGAGUAAGGCCUUCAGUUUGGCGGAUGUGGAUAAGAGGUCUCUGAGAAGAAAAGCUGUUACUCACAGGCAGGAGUGCGUUCUUGGAUGACUGUGCAGGCAUCAUCACUAAGCCAGCCUCAGAAGGCCACCUGCUGACUGGCAGAAGUCAUUUCCCAAAGCACUCUGUACAGAGAAGGCAGACGCUAGAUAGAGAAACUGAAUGUUAGCUCAAAUACUGCACGUUUAGUGCAGAAGCCCUCUAGUUUGUGAGUUCUGGCCAGGUCCUUGAGAGCACAGCUUCUCUGUUACAAGGCUGACGCUCUGUAAAUUUAGUUCAAUGGUAUGUGUUCUAAAAUGCUCUUACUUAGGAAAGUAACUGCUGGCCACCAGCUGUGCUCUCCUGCUUCUGGCUCUUUUCCUCCAUGCUUCUAAGUGGCUGAGCCACAAUCUCCCACCCCAUCUCCAGAUCAGAAUCCUCGUACCUGCUCACUGCAGGCAGACGAGCCAUUUGAUCCCUCAUUUAUGCAGGCUUAACCAGUCAGGUUCUAGUCAUAGCCAAACGUAAGCUCACUUUGGAGUGCCCUGCUGCUCUUCCAAGGAGCUGCUUCUCUAUCUCAAGGCUUUGCUUGCUCGUCUGCUGUCCUCGCUAGUCAUUCCGUGCCAUCAGGAGACAACAUAGGAGCCACUGCUGCAGAGUGACAGGUGGCCAUUGAGUUGUCAGGGCCCUAGGCCUCUAAACCAAGCUCAUCUGAGCCAAGGAAUGGACUCCCUUGCCCUCAGAGUCCCCAACAGUAUUCCUGUGGAUGCUGCCCAUGAGCUGCAUGUUUCAGGAAAUUCACAAGUAGAAUCAAGCUUGCACUAGCAUGGAGGUGAGCCCAUGCUAAAAACCCAUCUCUAGUGAGGCUAAAUCAGAAGGAUUGUUCAAGACCAGUCUGUGCUACAUAGCAAGACUGUCUACUGUCUAGAAAGAGAAGGAAAGAAAGAAAGAAAGAAAGAAAGAAAGAAAGAAAGAAAGAAAGAAAGAAAGAAAGAAAGAAAGAAAGAAAGAAAGAAAGAAAGAGGGAAAGAAAGAGGGAAAGAGAGAGAAAGAGGAAAAGAAAAAAGGAAGAAAAGUUCAUCCUAUGUCUACUCCCACACAUAUAUUAAAUGUUGGUUCUUUUCCCUGAAAAUAAAGAAAGCACUCAUUUCUGAAUCUCAGAGAACCUAAAUCUAAAACCAAUGGCCUUUCCUAAAAAGACUUAAGUGAACCGUUGACUGAUGGGUGUGUUGUGAUGACUCAACUUAGACCUUCCACUGGAUCACGGUAUUUGACCAUGUCAGUCUGCAUAGUUGCCCUGAUUGGUAGUUUAUUAUCUCUUUUAUACACUUCUGUUACAAGUGAAGAUUUUCUACAACUAAGGCAGAUGACCAGUCGAAAUGAAACACAUGUCAAGAGUGUAGAGAGUCCCUGGAACCUCCUUGAGAAAAUGGUUAUGUAUAGCCUGAAGUUGGACAGGGAUAAUUAUUUAUUGAUGUUGUAUGUUAUCUCUCAGAGAUGCAUGUUGUGCUAUAACAUGGGAAAAGGAAUAAAAACUUACCAGAAGCAAAAAAGAAACUUGUCCCAUUUGUUUGAGCUUUUAAAGAGUGGCCCACUAGAUGCCCUGUGGGGCUCAGUGAUUUCCACUAAGCUUAACCUAGGCUAGUCACUCCCCUGAGUUUAGAUUCUAUAGGAUCCCGAACAUGAAAGUGUUUCAUUAGCAAGGUGAACUAACAGAAAACACGGAGGCCUGGGGUUCUGUGGCUCCUUCACACAGGAGUGUUCCCAGUGCUAUUCUGCUCCCCUCCCAUGGUAUCGUCCCCUCUGCUAUCCUCAAAUAGAGUUUUCAGAGUGAGCAUGCUGCUUUGGGGAAGUGCAAGAAUGAGGGCUGGGAAGGUGGCCCAGUGGGUGAAGGCACUUGCCGUUCUUGCUGAAUUCAGUCCCCAGCAUCCACGUGGUGGCUCGCAACCAUCAUAACUGCAAUUCUAGGGGAUACAGCACUCUUCUGACCACCCUGGGCACUAGAUACACUGGUACACAGACUUACAUGCAAGCAAAGCACUCAUACAUACACACGAAAAAUGAAAAGUCCAGAAGUAAAUUCUCCAGGCAAGUUUUGCAGCUACCUUGUGAGGUGGUUCCCUCCCUGUUUAUGUUUUAUGGAGGGGUACACAUGCUGUUGUACAUCUGUGGAGUUAAUAGGGCAACUUAAUGGAAAUUAGUUCUUUUUCCAUCAUGUGGACUCUGGGGAUCAAACUCAGCUCAUUAGAUUUGGUGGCGAGCGCCUUUACCAAAAUGAGCCAUCUUGAUGUCCCUUGGCUUUUAAAAAUGUUGUGUCUGUCCUGAUCUUUGUUUCUAAAUAAU